This is a messenger RNA of Myripristis murdjan (pinecone soldierfish), 7242 nucleotides long. RefSeq names its product dedicator of cytokinesis 7 (gene dock7). Gene Ontology annotation, molecular function: guanyl-nucleotide exchange factor activity. The coding region runs from base 88 to 6516 and encodes 2142 amino acids. NCBI's taxonomy places the organism in Eukaryota, Metazoa, Chordata, Actinopteri, Holocentriformes, Holocentridae. Gene Ontology annotation, biological process: positive regulation of GTPase activity; axonogenesis; small GTPase-mediated signal transduction. The transcript is spliced from 51 exons. The record is from RefSeq and is a predicted model, not a curated record.
GUGGCCGUAGUAGUGGAGAGCGGAGCCUGCCUGCCUGCCUGCCUGCCUGCCUGGGAAUCUCACUAAAGCACAUCAGCGGCCACUGCCAUGGCUGAACGCCGCGCCUUCGCCCAGAAAAUCAGCAGGACUGUGGCAGCAGAGGUCAGGAAGCAGAUAGCUGGCCAGUAUGGGGGCUCCCCACAGCUCCUCAAAAACCUCAAUGUUGGUGCCGCUGCAAGCAACACAGUUCCCCUCACGGAGGCGGUGGAGCCGGUGGAUUUUGAAGAGUACCUCAUCACUCACCCUCCCGUCAUUGAGUCAGGUCCCCUGAGAGACCUGAUUGAGUUUCCCCCAGAUGACAUCGAGGUCAUCUACACACCCAGGGAAUGUCGCACAGUCGCACAAGCUGUCCCAGAAGAAGGGGACACUGAUCCUCAUGUGCGAGACUGUGUCAGAUCCUACACAGAGGACUGGGCCAUCGUCAACAGAAAAUACCACAAGCUUGGUACGGGCUUUAACCCCAACACUCUGGACAAGCAGAAGGAGCGUCAAAAAGGCUUGCCCAAACAAGUGUUUGAGGCUGAUGAGAUGCCAGACAGCAGCAGCUACCAGGAUGACCAGGAUGAACUGAAGCGGCGGUCCAUGUCAAUAGAUGACACUCCACGGGGCAGCUGGGCCUGCAGCAUCUUUGACCUGAAGAACUCCCUUCCCGACGCCCUCCUCCCCCACCUCCUCGACCGCUCCCCCAAUGAGGAGAUUGACCGGCACAAUGAAGAGCAGCGCAAGUCCCACCGCCACCGUGAACUCUUUGCCCUGCACCCCGCUCUCGAUGAGGAGGAGCCCAUCGAACGCCACUGUGUGCCUGAUGUGCCGAAAGAACACUUUGGCCAGAGGCUACUCGUCAAGUGCUUGUCCUUGAAGUUCGAAAUCGAAAUUGAACCCAUAUUCGCUAGUUUGGCCUUAUACGAUGUCAAGGAGAAGAAAAAGAUAUCAGAGAACUUCUUCUUUGACCUGAACUCUGAGCAAACCAAGGCAAUGUUGCGUCCGCACAUCCAGACAGCGGCCAUCUCCACUCUUGCACGCUCUGCCAUAUUCUCCAUCACCUACCCCUCCCAGGAUGUCUUCCUGGUUAUCCAGCUGGAGAAAGUAUUGCAGCAAGGUGACAUUGGGGAGUGUGCUGAGCCCUACAUGGUCUUCAAAGAGUCUGACGCUGCCAAGAAUAAAGAGAAGCUGGAGAAGCUUCGUAGCCAGUCAGAGCAGUUUUGUCAGCGUCUGGGCCGAUACCGCAUGCCCUUUGCCUGGACUGCCAUCCACUUGAUGAACAUCGUCAACAGUGCUGGCAGUCUUGAGAGAGACACAGAGCUGGAGAUGAGCCUUUCAGAGAGAAAAGGCUCAUGGUCAGAGCGGAGGAACUCGAGCAUCAUGGGAAGGCGUUCCCUGGAGAGGACGACCAGUGGAGAUGAGUCAUGCAGUUUGACAGGCUUCAGACCUGCAACGCUUACUGUCACCAACUUCUUCAAACAGGAGGGUGACAGGUUGAGUGAUGAGGACCUGUUUAAGUUCCUGGCUGAUAUGAGAAGGCCUUCCUCUGUGCUGAGGAGACUCAGACCCAUCACAGCCCAGUUGAAGUUAGACAUAUCUCCGGCUCCAGAAAACCCCCACUAUUGCCUGACCCCUGACCUUCAGCAGGUCAAACCCUACCCAGACAGCAGGGUGCGCCCCACCAGGGAGAUCCUGGAGUUUCCUGCCAGGGACGUCUAUGUGCCCAACACCACAUACAGGAAUCUGCUGUAUGUGAACCCACAGAGUCUGAACUUUGCCAACCGUCAAGGCUCUGCUCGCAACAUCACAGUGAAAGUGCAAUUCAUGAACGGGGAGGAUCCAAACAAUGCUAUGCCGGUGAUUUUUGGCAAAUCCAGCUGUGCAGAUUUCUCCAAAGAGGCCUACACUGCUGUAGUUUAUCACAACAGAUCUCCUGACUUUCAUGAUGAGAUCAAGAUCAAGCUGCCUGCUUCGCUGUCGGACCACCAUCACAUCCUCUUCACCUUUUACCACGUCAGCUGCCAGCAGAAGCAGAACACACCUCUGGAGACUCCCGUGGGAUACACGUGGAUUCCCAUGUUGCAGAACGGCCGUCUACGAACAGGCCACUUCUGUCUGCCUGUAUCUCUGGAGAAACCACCACAGUCCUACUCUGUGCUUUCCCCAGAUGUUCCCCUCCCAGGAAUGAAGUGGGUGGACAACCAUCGAGGAGUAUUUAAUGUGGAAGUGGUAGCUGUUUCAACCAUCCACACACAGGACCAAUACCUGGACAAGUUCUUUGCCUUGGUUCAUGCCCUAGAUGAGCACAUGUUCCCAGUGCGGAUAGGAGACAUGCGCAUCAUGGAGAACAAUUUGGAGACUGAGCUUAAGUCCAGCAUUGCAGCGCUCAACUCCUCCCAGUUGGAGCCGGUGGUUCGAUUCCUCCACCUGCUGCUUGACAAGCUGGUGCUGCUGGUGGUGCGGCCGCCAGUCAUUGCAGGACAGAUAGUAAAUCUGGGCCAGGCGUCCUUUGAGGUGAUGGCAUCCAUUGUGAACCGUCUUCAUAAAUACCUGGACACCAGCCAAGACAUGCACGGCCGCAACAGCCUGCUGUCCUCCUACAUCUACUACGUCUUCCGCCUGCCCAACACCGACCCCAACUCACCGUCACCAGGCCCAGGAGGGCUGGGGGGAUCGGUCCACUACGCUACCAUGGCUCGCUCUGCCGUCCGACCGGCCAGCCUCAACCUCAACCGCUCCCGUAGCCUCAGCAACAGUAACCCAGACAUUUCUGGCACCCCCACCUCCCCUGACGACGAGGUCCGCUCCAUCAUCGGCAGUAAGGCCAUGGAGCGCUGUGGCAAUCGCAUGUCUUCGCACACUGAGAGCGCCAGUUUCUUGCAAACUUUAACAGGACGGUUGCCCACCAAAAAGCUUUUCCACGAGGAGUUGGCCCUGCAGUGGGUAGUGAGCAGUGGGAGCGUCAGGGAGGGAGCUCUCCAGCAGGCCUGGUUUUUCUUUGAACUCAUGGUGAAGAGCAUUAUCCACCACCUGUACUUUACCGACCGCCUGGAGUCUCCCAGGAAGAACCGCUUCCCUGAGCGCUUCAUGGAUGACAUCACAGCCCUGGUCAGCACUAUCGCAGGCGACAUUGUGUCUCGCUUCCAGAAGGACCUGGAGCUGGUGGAGAGACUCAACACUAGUCUGGCCUUCUUUCUCAACGACUUGCUAUCAGUCAUGGACCGAGGAUUUGUCUUCACACUAAUUAAGACAUACUGGAAACAGGUGUCCACAAAGCUUUACGCUCUGCAGAACCCAACACUGGAGUCUUUGAGGCUGGACUUCCUGAGGAUCGUCUGCAGCCACGAGCACUACGUCACCCUCAACCUGCCCUGUAGCCUGCUCACGCCACCUGCCUCACCUUCCCCCUCCGUCUCUUCAGCUACUUCACAGAGCUCAGGCUUCUCCACCCAUGUCCAGGACCAGAAGAUAGCCAACAUGUUUGAGCUGUCUGUCCCUUUUAGAGAGCAACACUACCUGGCUGGAUUGGUACUGUCAGAGCUGUCUGUAAUACUGGACCCAGACAACGAGGGGAUGUUUGGCUUACAUAAGAAGGUGGUGAGUGUGGUCCAUAACCUCCUGUCCAGCCAUGACUCUGACCCGCGAUAUGCUGACCCUGAGGUCAAGGCCCGGGUCGCCAUGCUCUACCUACCACUCAUUGGUAUCGUCAUGGAAACACUGCCACAACUCCAUGAUUUCACAGAGUCUCAUAACCAGUGGGGUCGGCCAGGCGGACCUCAGGGUGCUGCGGCGGGUGCUAGUGGGGAAGAGGCUGAGGGAGAUGGCAAUAGCAUGAUCAGCCAAACUGUCGCCAUGGCGAUAGCGGGCACCUCCACUGCUCCCCCAAUGUCCCGACCAAGCAGCUUCCUGCUCAACCCACAGGCGAGUCGUCAGCACGGCACCUUCUCGGCCGAGUCGAGUCGCAGCCUGCUGAUCUGUCUGCUGUGGGUGCUGAAGAACGCCGACGAGCUGGUGCUGCAGAAGUGGUUCACAGACCUGUCAGUGUCUCAGCUCAACCGCCUGCUGGACCUCCUCUACCUCUGCGUCUCCUGCUUUGAAUAUAAGGCCCAUGUUGUGUUCACCAUGCAGGGGAAGAAGGCCUUUGAGCGCAUGAAUAGCCUGACCUUUAAAAAGUCCAAGGACAUGAAGGCCAAGCUGGAGGAGGCCAUACUAGGCAGCAUUGGGGCCAGGCAGGAGAUGGUGCGACGCAGCCGAGGACAGCUAGAGAGGAGUCCGUCUGGCAGUGCGUUUGGCAGUCAGGAGAACCUGCGCUGGAGGAAGGACAUGACCCACUGGAGACAGAACAGUGAGAAGAUGGACAAGAGUCACAGAUCAGUCAGGUUGAGGACUUUGCCAUGCAGUUUAAGAGACAACCUCUUGCUACGAAACAACGGGCGAGCCCAGGACGUUAGAACCAGAGCAGAGUUGGAGCAUGAAGCACUUAUUGAUGGCAACCUGGCGACAGAGGCCAACUUAAUUAUUCUCGAUACUUUGGAGAUCAUUGUACAGACAGUAUCAGUGACAGAGUCCAAGGAGAGUAUCCUGGGUGGGGUCCUGAAGGUGCUGCUGCACAGCAUGGCCUGCAACCAGAGCGCCCUCUACCUCCAGCACUGCUUCGCUACACAGCGGGCGCUGGUGUCUAAGUUUCCUGAGCUGCUGUUUGAGGAGGAGACGGAGCAGUGUGCCGACCUGUGUUUGCGACUGUUGAGGAACUGCAGCAGCAGCAUAAGCACCAUCAGGGCCCACGCCAGCGCCUCCCUCUACCUCCUCAUGAGGCAAAACUUUGAGAUCGGGAAUAACUUUGCAAGGGUGAAGAUGCAGGUGACCAUGUCUCUGUCCUCGCUGGUGGGAACAUCUCAGAACUUCAACGAGGAGUUCCUGCGUCGCUCGCUCAAGACCAUCCUCACCUACGCAGAGGAGGACCUGGAGCUGCGGGAGACAACCUUUCCAGACCAGGUCCAGGACCUUGUGUUCAACCUGCACAUGAUCCUGUCUGACACAGUGAAGAUGAAAGAACACCAGGAAGACCCUGAGAUGCUCAUAGACCUCAUGUACAGGAUUGCGAAGGGUUACCAGACGUCUCCAGACCUGCGGUUGACGUGGCUCCAGAACAUGGCUGGCAAACACUCGGAGAGGACAAACCACGCCGAGGCAGCCCAGUGUCUAGUGCACAGCGCCGCUCUGGUGGCAGAAUACCUCAGCAUGCUGGAAGACCGCAAGUACCUCCCUGUCGGCUGCGUCACCUUCCAGAACAUUUCAUCCAAUGUGCUUGAGGAGUCGGCGGUGUCUGAUGACGUGGUGUCCCCAGAUGAGGAGGGCAUCUGUUCAGGGAAAUACUUCACUGAGAUUGGUCUCGUGGGACUGCUAGAGCAGGCUGCUGCUUCCUUUUCUAUGGCGGGCAUGUACGAGGCGGUGAACGAAGUGUACAAGGUGCUGAUCCCUAUUCAUGAAGCCAACAGGGAUGCCAAGAAGCUCGCCACCAUACAUGGUAAACUACAGGAAGCCUUUGGCAAAAUCGUCCAUCAGAGUACUGGCUGGGAGAGGAUGUUUGGUACGUACUUCAGAGUCGGAUUUUACGGCUCCAAAUUCGGGGACUUGGAUGAGCAGGAGUUUGUGUACAAAGAGCCUGCCAUCACAAAGCUAGCGGAAAUCUCUCACAGGCUUGAGGGUUUUUAUGGUGAGCGAUUUGGAGAAGACCAAGUGGAAGUCAUUAAGGACUCCAACCCAGUGGAUAAGUGCAAACUGGACCCAAAUAAGGCAUUCAUCCAGAUCACAUAUGUGGAGCCGUACUUUGACACGUAUGAGAUGAAGGACCGCAUCACCUACUUUGACAAGAACUACAACUUGCGGCGAUUUGUCUACUGCACGCCCUUCACCCUGGAUGGUCGGGCGCACGGGGACCUGCACGAGCAGUUCAAACGAAAGACCAUCCUAACCACGUCCCACGCCUUCCCUUACAUCAAGACACGUAUCAACAUCAUCCACAAAGAGGAGAUCAUAUCCAUGCCCAUCGAGGUGGCGAUAGAGGACAUGCAGAAGAAGACUCAGGAGCUGGCCUUUGCCACCCACCAGGACCCCGCUGAUGCCAAGAUGCUGCAGAUGGUUUUGCAGGGAUCAGUGGGCACAACUGUCAACCAGGGACCUCUGGAAGUGGCUCAGGUGUUCUUGUCAGAGAUCCCCAGCGAUCCAAAGCUGUACAGACACCACAAUAAACUACGACUCUGCUUCAAAGACUUCACAAAGCGGUGUGAAGAUGCCCUGCGUAAGAACAAGAGCCUGAUUGGUCCAGACCAGAAGGAGUACCAGAGGGAGCUGGAGAGGAACUACCAUCGCCUGAAGGAGGCGCUGCAGCCCCUCAUCAACAGAAAGAUACCGCAGCUUUAUAAACCUGUCCUGCAGGUCAACUCACACAGGGAUUCCUUCAGCAGAAUGAGUCUUCGUAAGCUUGACAUUUGAAGAUGAAGAAGAAAACACACAAACACACACACACACACACACACACACACACGCACACACACAAAGAGAGAAUUGCAACAUUAAUUUAUUCCUGAGUGUAAAUAGGAGUGUCUCCUGAAAGUUGGUCAGUGUUUUUCUGAUAGUGUGCUAAAAGAAAGGCUAGAAGUGUUCCAGCUUGGUACGUCAUUCCAGUGUCUUAAUUUGUUUACAGAUAACCUGUUACACAAUCAGUGGGACGAACAAGUGGGUCUAAAGAGAUACCUUGGCAUUUUGAAUUUUAAACUCAUUUUUCUGUGCAAGGCAUUUGUCACAGAAUGGGGGGAGUUUCUACAUUUGUUCUUAAGCUACACUAAAAAAAAAAAAAAGAGAGAGAGAGAACAGAAAAAAGUGUAGUAUGAUUUGGCUUCCUCAGUGAAACCAGUGGAAACUGCCGGCUGCAAACGAACAGGCCUGCUGAACAUUUGAUGGUACCCACUGGUAUUACUGAGGAAUGCUACUCCAAGGUCCUUUUUGGUUCAUUCAAGUGCCAACACAGAAACUUCCUCCUCAGAUUUUGGCAAGUGUCUGCAGAGAGGGUACUAUUUAAGAAAAAAAAAAAAGAAAAAAGAAAGAAAAAGCCAAGGUGUCUUUUUAACUACAAUGUACGAUGUGUCAAAUCUGUAUUCAAUUUCAUGUGUGCACUUUUUAUUACAGUGUAGCAAUGCAUUUUACAACUUGAAAGUUUAC